AUGGCUGAUAUCCGGCGCUCCGUGACGGAAGACGGUAUGGGAGAGAGUCCGAGCAUUUUGCUGACGCGAGGUAUGAUGCAUGACUCGACGUCAGAGACACGAGAGGUACAGCUUUUGGAGCAUCAGGGGUACCGCGGCAUGAAGGUGCUUUUUCUCGAAAGGCAGGAUGAUUGGUUGAUCAGCUGGAUAAGGAUGGCUCCGCGUCUGCAGCUUGCGACGCGGGCAUGGCUGGUGCGACGUAAAGUCGAUCAGCUUGUCAUUGGCUGGAGAGAGCUGCAGCUGUUGGAUGCUGUUUCAAGUCUCGAAAUUCACAUGAGAGAAAUUGUGGCAGCUACGGAGAGGUGUAAGCAACAGCUCUGCAAAGAGGCCAGCUCUGGUUGCAAGCUGUGGACAAGUGCCGCAAACAAACAAUGGAAACGAAUGAAACACAGCCCGAUAGCAACGAUGGGCUGA
Molecule: messenger RNA, 453 nt
Organism: Aureobasidium namibiae CBS 147.97
Lineage: Eukaryota; Fungi; Ascomycota; Dothideomycetes; Dothideales; Saccotheciaceae
Exons: 2
Coding region: 1-453 (150 amino acids)
Source: RefSeq, a predicted model, not a curated record